Stomoxys calcitrans (stable fly) is the source of this 12724-nucleotide messenger RNA. It is a transcript of the gene BicD, whose product is annotated as protein bicaudal D. The coding region runs from base 1184 to 3550 and encodes 788 amino acids. Gene Ontology annotation, cellular component: Golgi apparatus; cytosol. NCBI's taxonomy places the organism in Eukaryota, Metazoa, Arthropoda, Insecta, Diptera, Muscidae. Gene Ontology annotation, molecular function: dynein complex binding; dynactin binding; cytoskeletal adaptor activity. The transcript is spliced from 8 exons. Gene Ontology annotation, biological process: regulation of microtubule cytoskeleton organization; microtubule anchoring at microtubule organizing center; protein localization to organelle. The record is from RefSeq and is a predicted model, not a curated record.
GUGUAUUCCAACUAGAUUGGGCUAGGAAUAACAUUGCAGAACGGAUGCAGAAAUAAUUUGGUCUGCAUCCCCAAAUCCACAAAGCACAAGAGAUUGACAGUAUUAAUAAAUUCAAAGUAAUUGGCAAGUUACACAUGAAUUAUCUUUUUUUUUAGUGGAACAGUAAAAUUUUUUUUUCGUGCAAAAAGAAAGUGCAGUGUUGAAAAUAUGAAAGAAACAUCCAUCUUGUGGAUGAGUAGUGAAAUCGUGACGUCACGGCAGUCACCUAUUUACAGAAAAUUGUUAAUAUUUUAGGUUUGUUGUAAACAAAAUUUAAAUUCAAAGUGAAUACUGCAAAUAGGCCGUAUAAUUUUUAUUUAUGCAUUCCCCAGACAAAAAAAGUGUUGAAACAAGAAAAGCAAAAAAAUAUAUUCCAAAUUGCCAAAGAACAAAAGAUUAAAAAGUCAAAGAGCAUUUAACUUUUGUCAAAAGAGAGCAAGAGAGAAUGUCUUUGGGAGAGUCUUUCAAAAUUCGCUCCUGACGUUUCUCAUGCAAAAAACGCAAAUCCAACAAAUAAUCCCAACUAGAAUUUAAUGAAAAUACGUCCAAAGAAAGCAGCCCGAAGGUGGUUUUACAAAGAAAAGUUAAAAACGAAAAUUCAAGAAUAAACCCUCCAGUUACCAAACAACAACGACACAAAUCCAAAAGUUUUUAAUUAAACACGGUUAUCGCCGCAUAAAUACAAAACAAAAUCCAACCAUCUAACUCAACAUAUAUAACAAAAAAGAAAACACAAGUAAAUCACACAUCACGAUUCCGCCCACAAUAAACUGAAGAGUUGCCACACCUUUUGUGUAACGAAAUCAAAAAAAAAAAAACAAAACAAAGUUAAAGUCAAAAAAUACUCUUUCUGUGACCAAAAAGCAAAUCAACAAAUUUUUUUUAAAAAUCGUCCAUAUCCUGCAUUUCUCACCCCGCCCCUAUUAAUUUUUUUCGUGCCCGUCCAUUAAACCUACAACAAAUAAUUGCUUCCACAAAAUUUGUUGAAACAACACAAAACUACCGACUUUGUUGAGAUUUAAAAGCAGGAGCGCGCUAAUCCUGUGCACGUCGCCGUGAGCCUAAGCAAAGAGAUAUCCACCACCAUUACCAACAACACAGCUAUCAUCACCACGACACAUCAAAAUUUUCAGUCGUCUACAACAUGUCUUUGGAUACAGGUGCUGGUGGUGGCGGCACAUCGUCCAAGACCAACGAUGAACUCCGCAUGGAAGUUGAACGUUUAACGCGUGAACUCGACCAAGCGACCAGUGAACGUGCCCAAUCGGCUCAAUACGGCUUGUCAUUGCUGGAAGAGAAGUCAUCGUUGGAGCAGCGCUUGGAGGAGUUGGAGACAUUGUAUGACAAUGCCAAACAUGAAUUGGAUAUUACACACGAAGCGCUUACCAAAUAUCAAACCUCGCAAAAAGUAACAACAAAAACCGGCAUAGAACAAGAGGAGACAUUGCUAAACGAAUCGGCAGCCCGUGAGACUUCUUUAAAUUUACAAAUCUUAGAUUUAGAAAAUGAAGUGAAACAAUUGCGCCAUGAGCUGGAACGUGUUCGCAAUGAACGUGACCGCAUGCUGCAGGAAAACUCCGACAUCGGUCGCGACAAGUCCGACAAUGAGGCAGAGAAAUUGCGUCUUAAAGCUGAGCUUAAAGAACUUAAAUUUCGUGAGACACGUAUGCUCACCGAAUACUCGGAACUCGAGGAAGAGAACAUAUCGCUCCAGAAACAAGUCUCAAGUUUACGAAGUUCACAGGUUGAAUUCGAAGGUGCCAAACAUGAGAUUCGUCGUCUGACAGAAGAGUUGGAGCUAUUAAAUCAGCAAGUAGAUGAGCUGACGAAUUUAAAAAAGAUCGCCGAAAAGCAAAUGGAAGAAGCUCUGGAAGCUUUGCAAGGCGAACGUGAAGCUAAAUAUGCUCUUAAAAAAGAACUCGAUAGUCACCUGAAUCGUGAGUCCAUGUACCACAUUAGUAAUUUAGCCUAUAAUAUACGUGGUACCAUUUGUGAUGAUAACACCAGUGCCAAUAGUGAUGGCGAAGAUGAUAAUUUGGCCUUGAAGCGAUUCGAAGCGAAUCUAUCGACAGAGCUAAAAUCACCCGAUGGCACUAAAUGUGAUCUCUUCUCCGAAAUUCAUCUGAAUGAAUUGAAAAAACUGGAGAAACAACUGGAAUCGAUGGAGAAUGAGAAGACGCAUUUAACGGCCAACCUGCGUGAAGCUCAAACAAGUUUGGAUAAAUCACAAAAUGAACUACAGAACUUUAUGGCCCGUCUGGCGAUAUUGGCGGCCCACGUCGAUGCAUUGAUGCAACUGAAAAAGCAAUAUGACAACAAAGAAGAUGUCACCCAAGAGGCCCUUAAACAGCAACAAAACGAGGAAAAUCUUAAGCAGCAAUUACGUGAUACUCUGUCCAAAUACAGCAAUUGGUUCUGUUUGUCCGCGAAGGAAAUCGAUGGACUCAAGACUGAUUUAAAUGAACUGCAAAAGGGUUUGAACUACACGGACGCAAUGACUUCGCUGCGCAACGAGAUCACCAACCUGAAAAACAAGCUCAUGUCAACGGAGCAAAAGUCUCUCGAUUUGCAAAGUGAUGUGCAAACUCUGACGAACAUUUCACAAAACGCAGGCCAAAGUUUGGGCUCAGCCCGUUCCACCUUGGUGGCGCUGAGUGAUGAUUUGGCCCAACUGUACCAUUUAGUGUGUACAGUGAAUGGUGAAAUGCCCACUAGGGUGUUGCUGGAUCACAAGAGUGAUGAUAUGAGCUUUGAGAAUGAUUCAUUGACCGCCAUACAGUCACAAUUUAAAUCUGAUGUGUUCAUAUCGAAACCACAAAUUGUCGAAGACUUGCAGGGAUUGGCUGAUUCGGUGGAAAUCAAGAAAUAUGUUGACACCGUGUCGGAUCAAAUCAAAUACCUAAAGACAGCCGUCGAACACACCAUUGAACUGAAUAAGAACAAAGUUCGUGGCGAUGUAUCCGAAUCUGAUAAAUAUAAUCGCGAAGAAGUUGAAGAGCUGCAAGAACAGAUCAUCAAACUCAAGAGUUUGCUGUCUACAAAACGCGAGCAAAUCGCCACACUACGUACAGUGCUCAAAUCCAAUAAGCAAACCGCCGAAGUUGCCCUCACAAAUCUCAAAUCGAAGUACGAAAAUGAGAAGAUGGUCGUGAGUGAGACGAUGUCCAAACUGAGAAAUGAAUUGAAGAUCCUCAAAGAGGAUGCCGCCACAUUCUCAAGUUUGCGUGCAAUGUUUGCUGCCCGUUGCGAAGAGUAUGUCACACAGGUUGAUGAUCUCAAUCGUCAAUUGGAGGCUGCCGAAGAAGAGAAGAAAACUCUUAAUCAACUCCUGCGUUUGGCCGUUCAACAAAAAUUGAAUUUAACCCAAAAAUUGGAAGAAAUCGAAAUGGAUCGAGAAAUGCGUCAUGCACGUCGUCCUAUGCCGCCACAAAGAGGCACCGGUGGCAAGUCAUCAUUUUCCUCCCGGCCUUCGACAAGAAAUCCGGCGAAUAAUAAUCCCAAUAACUUCUAACAUAAAAUCAGCGUGCAGCGUAAACUGUUGGCUUUAGUUUAUACUUUACUUAAAUUAUAAAUUUAUUUAACAUAACACACCAACAACAACAACAACAACCACAACAUCAACUAAACACAAAAACCACAAAAAAAGAUUAACUAUUAAAUCAAUUUCCUAUGCAAUUACAAUUACAUUACUAUCCUUUUGGGUAUAUUCAUUUCUUGUUAAGAGACAUUAAACUAUCUUAUAGACAUUUUUGGUUGAAGGGUAUUAUUGAAAUUUAAUUUAAAAGAAAUUAAAAAAAAAAAAACACAAAAAACAUGAAAAAACCGGCUUAACACAAAUUUCCCCAUUCGCGCACAACUCCCCCUAGUGAGUUGGGCAGAGGAAAUUUAGUGCAGAGAAAGAAAAAAAGCAAGCAUGUUAAUCCAUUAACAUGUAAAACUUAAAAAAGUUUAAUUUAUUUUAGUUUUUUCUUUGUUUUGUAUUAUUUUCUCUUCUUAUGGGAACAAACGACCCGUAAACACACACUCAACACAUGUUCACACAUUGAUACACACACACACACACACACAUAUUUCGAAAAAGCUACAAUGAAACUAUUUUAUAAAUUUAUUACAACUUUUUAUUAUGUGUAAUUUAUAAUGUAUUACCUAUAUGCAAAUACAAAACUAGUAACAACAACAACCUUCUAAAAUUGAUUGUUAUCGAUAACAACAGAGUAUCAUUAAUAUUAUUUAAAUCAUUUAAUGUAAUUUAAUUUUUUAUUUUCAAAUUUAGAAAAAGAAAAUGAGAAUACGGUUUGUUACUUACACACGUCCAUUUAAUACAAUUGAAAGAAAACAAAAAAAAACCAUUUUUAAGAACCAGAAAACAAAAUAUCUUAAAAUUAACCAAAUCAAAUACAUCCCUACACCCACACACAAAGAUUUCUUUAAGAAAGAUUUUUCUACAAAAUCCCUUAUCAAACAACAACAAGUCACUAUUGUCAUUCUUUGUUUCUUUUUGGUUUUUUGUUUUUUUUUUUUUUUUGUUAAACAAUUCUGCUGUUGUUAUGCCAUUUACAACAGUUGCCAUUGUUGAAAUGAGAAGCUAUAGUAAUGAAGGCAAUCAAACCCCCAACUAUACCGCCUCUCUCAAAACAGUGAGCCUUUUAGUUAAACUAUUUGAAUGCUUCUUGAAAAGAACAUCAUACACUAUUGUUAAAUUUUUGUUUUUGACAUUCUUUAUGCCGUAUUUUAUGCGUUGGGUAGAUUUUUGUUUUGAAUUAACAUUCUUUGGUAUUGAAGGAACAUGCAAACGCUGUACGCAAAAUUACUAUGAAAAAUUAAAUAGAAGAAGAAAGUCUAUGGCAAACAAAUUAUUAACAAAUAAAAUUAUAUAUAAUUUUAUAAGACAAAGAGUAAAUACAUAACAAUUUUUGGUGUUUUUUGAUAGACAAGUUUAGACAAAAAAAAAAAAAAAAAAAAAAUAAAAAAUGAAAUUUAUGUUGAAAAAAUUAUGAAAAUUGGUAAUAAUUCACGGUAGUGGCAGCAUAAGAAAACCUGUAGUUAUUGUUUUAAAAUAAACAGAAAAAUAAUAAAUAUUAUAGAUAAAUUCCUAGAAGGAGAGGCAUGCGUUUUACUCCCUUGCCUUUAAACAUUUUCAAUGAAACAUACAUAGUUGGGUAUACUAAAAUUAGAUCGACCCUCAAUCAUUAAACAAUUAUGGGAACUAGUGAAUACAGCAAUGCAAUAUGAUUUAUUGGUAAUUUGAAAACCUGCAAAACCCCCCCACACACACACAAAUCAAUAAUUGCAACAAUUGAAAACUAGUAAAAUGUUGUGCAAACCCAAAACCACCACCACCAGCACCGGCACCAACAUCGGCCCACAGCUAGUUUUGCUUCCCUGGAUACUUACCGAAAAAGACAUGAUUCAUUUGUAGUUAGCCAAGCAAUUUAUGUGUCCCCCCCCCCCUAUGAAUUAUCUUUAAGUUUAUGUCCCUUUCCGCCUGAGAAUAUUGAUUCAUUGAUUUUUUUUAUUUAUCAUUUGUUUUUGUUUUCUCCUUUGUUCAACUCAAUAUUCUAAUGUGCUUUUAAUUUAGUGUUAUUUUCUAAUUUAUGAAAAAACAAAACGAAAAUUGUAAGUGAAUUCCUAGUUAUAGGCAUGUUAGCAAAAUAAAAAUAAACUCACAAAAAAACAACAACAAAUUUAUUUAUAAAAAAAAUAAACAAUCCAUUAUUUAAUAUUUAUACAAAACCACACAUAUAUUGUUUUGUUAUUUCAGCGUUAUGGGUAGUCUACAAAUUACAGAAAAUGUUGGCGAUUACGGGCUUCUUUCGCCCCAAGAAAUAAUGUGCCUAAAUUGUUAACUUUACUUUUACUUCAAAUAGCUAUGGCAGAAUAUUUGUUCCACUAGCCGAACGUAGCACAGUGGUUAGCAUGUCCGCCUAAGACGCUGAACGUCUGGGUUCGAAUCCUGGCAGGAAGAUCAGAAAAUUUUUCAGCGGUGGUUAUCCCCUCCUAAUGCUGGCAACACUUGUGAGGUACUUUGCCAUGUAAAAACUUCUCCUAUAAAAAACUUCGGCCAUAAAAAGGAGGUCCCUUAUCAAUGAGCUUAAAUUUGAAUCGGACAGCACUCAUUGAUUUGUGAGAAGUUUGCCCCAGUUCCUUAAUGGAAUGUUCAUGGGCAAAGCGUUCCAAGCGCCUCGAUCUUCUAUGCUCAUUCUAAAAUCUCUGACACCAAGUAUCGAGGUGUCUCCCACCACACGAUCUUUCCAUCGGGCUUUUGGUCUUCCCGGUUUGCGAGUAUCACCGUGUUUGCCUUCAAAAAAAAUUCUUUGCUGGAUCUUCUUCAUCCAUUCUGACAACAAGACCUAGCCAAGGCAACCGUUGUAUUUUGAUGCGUGUAACUAUGCUAUCGUCGUCAUACAGCUCGUGGUUCAUACGUCGCCUAUAUUCUCCAUCAACGCAAGCUGGUCCAUAUAUUUUACGAAGAAUCUUUCUCUCAAAUACUCUGCCUCAUCUGCUUUCACAAGCACCCAUGCUUCAGAACCAUAUAACAGCACGGCUAGUAUCAGUGUCUUGUAUAGUGUAAUCUUCGUCUGUCGAGAGGUCGCCUUAUUUCUAAACCGCUUACUUAGUUCAAAGUAGUGUCAUUCGCUUCGGUUACGGCGGUGCCGAGGUAGAUAAACUUACUGACUAUCUCAAAGUUGGGGUUCCCAACUUUCUCCAUUUUCUUUAUCUGCUCGGUUGUACAAAACGUUUUGGGAGUUGAAAUCAUCCCUUUCGUCUUAUCUUCAUUUACUUCCAGACCCAUUUUCACUGACCCUCUUUCGAUUCUUUCAGUGGCUGCAGUUACUACUUUCGGUGACCGACCUAUGAUAUCGAUGUCGUCGCCAUAGGCGAGUAGCAUGUGUUCUCUUGUGAUUAGUGUGUCAUAUCUAUUCACAUCUGCAUCUCUUAUAAUCUUUUCCAACAGGAUAUCAAAAAGUGAUCACACGAUAGGCUGUCUCCUUGUCUGAAACCUCGUUUGGUAGUAUAUGGUUCGGAGAGAUUUUUUCUUAUUCUUACUGUGGAACGCGUAUCAGCAAGUGUCAUCCUGCAGAGUCUUAUUAAUUUUGCAGGGAUACCAAACUCAGACAUGGCUUAAAGUACCUUUGAACGUAAAGGAGUAUCGAUGGCGGCUUUGUAGUCAGCAAAGAGAUGGUAGGUGUUGAUUUGUCCUUCUCGGGUCUUUUCCAGGAUUUGGCGCAGUGUGAAUAUCUGGUCCAGGGUGGAUUUACCAGGUCUAAAGCCGCAUUGAUAGGGCCCAAUUAUCUCAUUGACUUUAGGUUUUAAUCUUUCACACAGUACACUCGAGAGUAUCUUGUAUGCGAUGGGGAGGAGACUUAUUCCUCUGUAGUUGGCACAUUGCGUCUUGUCUCCUUUCUUGUGUACGGGACAUAGUAUGAUGAGGUUCCAAUCAUCGGAUAUGCGUUUUUCUAGCCAGAUUGCACAGAUAAGCGGAUGCAUACGCCUUAUCAGCGUGUCGCCUUUCGUCUUAAAUAGUUCAGCGGGUAACCCGUCACUGCUACUUGGACCUCAUUUUGACUAGGUAAACAUUAUAUACCAUCAUCAGGGAUUGGUUCUGCGGUAUUCUCUUCGCCGCCAACGUCGGACACUAGCAGUUGGGUAAACUGUUCUUUCCAUAUCCUCAACAUGUUAUCUGUGUCAGUUAUCAGAUUUCCUUCUUUGUCUCUGCAGGAGGAUGUGCCUGCACCAAAGUCAUCGGUUUGAUGUUUAAUUCUUUGGUAGAAUUUCCGGACAUAGUUUUACGGGACGAGUUGCUAACCCAGCGCCCCAAAAUCCCCCAUGGGUUUUGUGGGAUUGCACAUGUAUCCCUAGUUAUGGCGAGGCGCUUGCUCAAGAUCCGACGCUCGCCUCCAGCCACCCCUAACAUGGGAAUAGACGCUGAUGUUGGCCAUAGGUUAUUUGAAGGCGCCAAUAAAUCGCCUAAAUUGUAUAAACUUUCAUUAUAAGUUGCAUCCUUUCACGGGGUAUUUUCAGAUGUUUAGCCAUUUGAUUGCCACUAUGGCAUGAAUUUCUUGCAAUUCGAUCCUUAACUCGCCGAACAGUUGCUGCAGUUUUUAUACCCUUCAUCAUAGGAUGGGGGCAUACUAAUUUCGUCAUUCUGUUUGUAAAACCUCGAAAUAUGCGUCUAAGACCCCAUAAAGUCUGUCUGUCGAAAGCACGCUUACUUUCGAAGGAGUAAAGCUAGGCGGUUGAAAUUUUGCAUAAAUACUUUUUAAUAGUGUAGGUCGGUUGGGAUUGGGUGAAUGGGCCAAAUCGGUCCAUAUUAUGAUAAGCUGCCAUAUAAACCGAUAUUGGCUCUUGAUUUCUUGAGUUUAUAGAGGGCACAAUUCUCGUCCGAUUUAACUGCACGUGGUGUUUUGGUAUCAUUUCCAAUAACUUUGCUAAGUAUGGUUCAAAUCCGUUCAUAACCUCAUAUAGCUGCCAUAUAAACCGAUCUUGGGUCUUGACUUCUUCAGCUUUUAGAUGGCGCACUUCUUAUCCGAUUUGGCUGUAAUUUUGCAUGUACUGUUUUGGUAUCACUUCCAAUAAUUGUGCUAUGUAUGGUUCAAAUCGGUCUAAAACCUUAUAUAGCUGCCAUAAAAACCGAUCUUGGGUCUUGACUUCUUGAGCCUCUAGAAGGCUCAAUUCUCAUCCGAUAUGGCUGAAAUGUACAACGGCUUCUCCCAUGACAACAACAUUUAACAUUCGUGUCCAAUGUGAUCUGAAAACCAAUCUCCCGAUUUUGCUUCAUGAACCCGAACAAGGCGCAAUUCUAAUCCGAAUGGACUGAAAUAUAACGCAAUGACUUCUUUUUGAGUAAACUCAGAAAUAAAUGUCUUUGGUGUCUUGAAAAGAAUAUUAUGAGCUGUCAAUAAAUCAAAUACCAUGUAGCUGUCAUUUCAAGUUUGUCAGAUAUAUCAGUGUGAAUUUGGUAGCACAUCGUGUCAGAUACUUACUUACUUUAAUUGGCUAUGACAGAAUAUUUGUUCCACUAGCCGAACGUACAAUAGCGUUCCAAGCGCCUUGAUCUUCUGCGCUCAUUCUAAAAUAUCUGACACCAAGUUUCGAGGUGUCUCCCACAACUUGAUCUUUCCAUCGGGCUUGUGGUUUUCCCGGUUUUCGUGUACAACCGUGUUUGCCUUCAAACGACUUCUUUGCUGCAGCUUCUUCAUCCACAUCGUGUCAGAUAUCCUGUAGUAUUUGACAAAGAUCAUACGCAUUUCGCGUAUGUGGAAUCUACGAAAUAAGCCAUUUGAGAUAAGUGUGUUUGCUGAGCAUUAUUUUCUCAAACUACUACCAUCCUCAUAGCGUUUGUUACAAUGACAACAAUUCACCCACCACCAAAUAUGGGUGCUUUUGUGUGAAACGAGCUUUUGUUUUUGGAAUCAACAUCCAGAUUUGUAUAUUUUCUAUGUACACAGAAAAAAAUAAAUAUCGGUUUCAGUCAGGAAAUUAAUUAAUCCAAUUAACUUUUUAAUUGAAACUGCGUCAAUCACGAAAAACAUAAUGUCAAUCACAGUUUUUAAGAAAGGUGAUUGAAAAAAAGUUCGAUUUAAAAAAAUUGCAUAUUCAAUUAAAAAAUGAUUAGAAAUUUUGAAAUUCCCAAUUAAUUCUUGGUUGAUUUAAUUAGAAAAAUGAUUGCAAUUUUUAUUAAUUUUUUAAUUGAUUGUUUGCGAAAAGUUCGCUGAAUAUGUUAAACUCCUGGAACAAUUAUUUUAAGUCUGGGAAUAAGGGCGGAAGUCGGGAGUGUGUAAAUAAGGAUUUGUCGAAAUUUUGAACUUUGUUUCCUGUUGAAUCAAAAUUUCGUUAAAAUCGGUGCAGAUUUAGAUAUAGCUGCCAUAUAUAUCUUUCAUCCGCUAUGGACUUUUAAGGCUGUAGAAUCCACAAUUUUGGUCCGAUCUUUACAAAAUUUAACAUAAGGUGGUUUAUUUGACGUCUUAAUAUGAGUGCUAAAUUUCGUCAAAAUCGGCCCAGAUUUAGUUAUAAGUCCCAUAUAUUGGGUUGCCCAAAAAGUAAUUGCGGAUUUUUCAUAUAGUAGGCGUUGACAAAUUUUUUCACAGCUUGUGACUCUGUAAUUGCAUUCUUUCUUCUGUCAGUUAUCAGCUGUUACUUUUAGCUUGCUUUCGAAAAAAAGUUUAAAAAAAGUAUAUUUGAUUAAAGUUCAUUCUAAGUUUUAUUAAAAAUGCAUGUACUUUCUUUAAAAAAAUCCGCAAUUACUUUUUGGGCAACCCAAUAUAUCUUUCAUCCGAUAUGGACUUUUAAGGCUGUAGAAGCCUCAAUUUUAGUCCCAAUUUGGUCCGAUCUUUUUUCCCAAGUCCCAAUACGUGCUUAGAAUUUCAUAAAAUCGGUCCUGAUUGAGAUAUAGCUGCCAUACAUAUAUUGCAUACGACAUUGAGUUUUAAGACAAUAAAGCCACCAUUUUGGUCAGAUCUCUACAAUAGUGGUCGCGAGAUGUUCUAUGUGACGUCCCAGUAUGUGUGCAAAAUUUCAUCAAAAUCGGCACAGAUUUAGAUAUUGUAUUUUUUUUAUCCGAUAUGGCCUUUUAAGGCUGCAGAAAUCCACAAUUUUUGUUUUAUCGUAAGAAAAUCUUACAAGGUUCCAUUUGAUAAUUCAAUAGAUAUGCAAAAUUAAAGUCUGACUAAAUUUGGAGUUAAAUUCUAUACAUUAAAAGUAGUACGUAGACUAGGUGAUGUAGGGUAUUAUAUAAUCGGCCCCGCCUGACUUUUGCCUUACCUUACUGGUUUUUGGUCAUUGGAAAAACUUUUGGGUAGACAGAUAGAAGGGUAUAUUUUAUAACACCAGUAAAUUUUUUUUGCAAAGAUUAUAUUCUAAUUCCAUAUAGGCUUGAAAAGUAAAAAACUUAACAGUUUUUGGGUAAUGUAGGUGAUGUCAGUGGUGGUGGUGGUGGUAAUACUUUCGGAAUUAACUUAUAACAGGAGUUUUAAUCCUAGCUACAGUACAUUUCAAUUUACUAGCAAAUACAUACAAUAAUAAUUAGCAAACAAAAUAACGGAAAAGCCCAAAUUAAUACGGAUAGCAAACUAUUUUUCUAUACCGCCUAAAACUAUGCAAUAAAAUUAAUAUGUACUUAACUAUUCACUUAUAGCAAGCAACCUAUGGGUCACUCAUCACAAAGCUACCGUGUGUUUCAAUUUAAUCUUCCAUCAAACAACAUGGCAGUACUUUGAAGAGCUGACUUUAUGAAAUAAAUAAAAUUAGUUGAUUAUGCUUAAUCUCAUUAUGUAGCUUAGAAACAACACCCUUGCACUUAUUUCAGUUGGAACUUCAAAAAAAACCAUCUUUAAAAAUAGAAGAACAAAAAACGCACGUAAAUAAAAAACAUUUCAAUUACCGAGCCAUUAAAAAAAGAAUUUAUUUAAGAAAAAAAAAACGACUUACAGCACACUCAUUCCAUACCAAAAAAAUCAUCGAAUUGUCCAAAUAAAAACAAAAAAGUAUUGAAUAAAAAGCAAAACAAAUUAAAAAACGUUUUACCUCCCUAUUUUAUUUUUAAAAUUUGUUUUAGAUAUCUGUUUAUCGUCAGAGUAAAUUUUUUGUAAAUAGACCAUUUUAACACAAGAAUUUUUCAUCAUCUAUUCACACUUAUUUACCGUCCCUUUUUGUAAAAAACAAACUUACAUACAAACAAACUAACUAAUAUAAUAAACAACAUUUAAAUACAAAUUUUCUGUUACAAAUAAAAAAGCAAAUUUAUAAUUGUGAUAAGAACACAAAUGAAAAAAUACGAAAGCAAAUGUUUUAUGAUAUACAAAAAUAUACAUGGACAUUUUAUAAUCAACCCACAAUGCAUAUAUUCUAAAUUUGUGAAACUUUCCCAAAGUAUUGUCUAUACCAGAAGCGUCUAGCCUUUGAAACUGCAUUAGUGUUACCCCUUUGGAGAGCGAUCUGAAAAGGCCUUAGGCAAGGAGAGGAUUGGUGUUAGAGAUAUUAUCCUAAAAGUUCAUUAUUGCUACGAAAAAAAAAACUGAAUAAAAACAAAUCUAAAGUUUUAUUUCAGUCAAUAUCAUGGUGGGCAAAAAUAAAUUCCAAACUUCAUGUCUCAAGAGGAGCAUUUGACGCACCAACACCUAAAUAUCCUUUUCCUACGUUUCUGUUGUUUUGUCUAUAAACUUUUACAUGAAAUAAAUAAAAUAUACAUAGAAACAAUAUUAAAUAAAAUAUGACAACAACAUAUUGAUAACUGAUACCUUAUUAGAAUUCUAAACUAAAACUAACCGAGAACAUUUUACACCAAAAUCUCUCAAAAUAGUUGAAAAAAGAAAACAAAACAAACAGUCAACAACAACAAUUACACUUAUACAAAUUUCAACAUUAUUGAUGCAACAAUAAAAUUUACCAAUUUUUGAAACCUACAAAAGUAAAACAGAAAAUUAGAAUUAAAAAAAGUCCCAAUCAGAAUUUUUCAAUACGACAAAUUUCUUAAACAUCCCAAGAAACAUUUGUAAAUUAAAAAAAAAAAUAUUUGUGAAUAUAAAAAAAAAACAUGUUAAAUUAAACCAUUUUUAUUGAAGGGAAGAAAGCAAACACAAUUAUGAUGAUAAAAAACAAUUGGUUAGAAUUAAUAUACCAACAUAAAACAGAUAUAUGAAUAUUAUUGUCUAAUGGAAUCAUGAAUAAAAGUCAAUGAGAAAAUCAC